AUGUAUGUUGAGGCGCAGACGUUUUGUGCUUAUCCUUGUACUUUUUGUCGGCCUAGGGGCAGAGGUUGUAAUAAUAAACGCGAUGAUUGUGGUGCUAAAAUUAUAUCUGCCAAUUGGGUAGAUUUUGAUGUACCGCAGCCUUCAGCACAAAUUUGCUACUAUGAAUACGCUGACCGAUAUUCAUAUCUCAAUAUUACGGUUAGUGCUCCUGAGGACUCACAAGCACUAGGCCAUUUUACAUUUAGUGAUUACAAUGGCCACCAUCAAAGAAUUUUACACGACCCUGUUUGGGCAAGUGGUAUAUUGUGUGGUAGGAUUUAUAAGCAGAACAGUAACAUAUACACAUCCGUAUGGCUAUAUGAUAGUAACAAUAAACCUAGCAAUGUAUGGGCUGAUGUUCGGGUUACAGUUUAUUGGGCAUGCCGAGGGGAAAGUUGUGCUUCUGAAGAU
Molecule: messenger RNA, 450 nt
Organism: Racocetra persica
Lineage: Eukaryota; Fungi; Glomeromycota; Glomeromycetes; Diversisporales; Gigasporaceae
Source: the annotation of a GenBank genome assembly